AUAAAUAUGAAGGAAUAACUUGUCAAAUAUUCAUGAUAAGGCUAUAUAAAGAAAAGCCACAAUGUUUGGAAAAAGAAAAAAUGACAGAAUGGAGGAAAAUAGAAAAUAAAGAAUUAAAAUCAUAUAAAAUGACACCAUCAAUAGAAAAAAAUAAAGAUUUAAUUAUAAAAGAACUAAAUAAGGAAGAAAUAUUUGGAACACCACCAAGUUUUUAG
Entrophospora candida is the source of this 215-nucleotide messenger RNA. The record is from the annotation of a GenBank genome assembly. NCBI's taxonomy places the organism in Eukaryota, Fungi, Glomeromycota, Glomeromycetes, Entrophosporales, Entrophosporaceae.